Messenger RNA from Anas platyrhynchos (mallard), 5027 nucleotides. Its product is annotated as protocadherin beta-15-like. Gene Ontology annotation, cellular component: plasma membrane. Gene Ontology annotation, biological process: homophilic cell-cell adhesion. Gene Ontology annotation, molecular function: calcium ion binding. The record is from RefSeq and is a predicted model, not a curated record. NCBI's taxonomy places the organism in Eukaryota, Metazoa, Chordata, Aves, Anseriformes, Anatidae.
GGGAUGUAACACAAGGGUAAGAUUGGGCAGACAAAGAUCAUUCUCAUGGUAAUGCCACUUGGCCAUCCUUCCUUAAAAGCAAAGCAACUCAGUCAUGUAAUGCACUUUAGCCAUGUCCCCAUGUCAGCAGGGAAAGGAUGGUGUGAGUCCUGUGCUUCAAUGCAUCACAAGUGCAUCUUUCUUUCUUUAGCUGGUUCCUGGAUCUCUGUGUCUGAGAUGCAUAGGCCCUGUGUGUAUUUGUGAUGUGUGCUCCUCGAGCUGGGCCAGCAAGAGAGGUGCUUAGACUGAGUACUAUCAUCUCCAGGGGACAGAAAAUACGUGCACAGCCAGAGAUCCCUGUGGUUUAGAAAAGGAGGGUUGUUUGUCUCCUGGAGAUUGCCUGAAAGCUCUAGAAGCACUCUCCAUGAUAAGAUCGAUGAUAGCUAUAAAGCACUGUGCACCUCUAAUUCCAGGAUUCCACGGUAAAUGAACGACGACUCUAUACCUAGACUAAUUUAAAAACUGGUGUUCCGGUUUUAUCGCAUCACUUUCCUUCCCACUUGCUCUUGCUUCUCCAUGAGACAAGAGUUCAGUCUGACAUGAUUAUUCGUGGGUUUAGUUCCAUGGUGUUAGAAAGCUCUCAUUCCCCUUUUUCCCAUUGUCUUUUCCUGUAUGAGUUGUGUUGGAGCAUGGUGUUACCUAUUCCCCUGAAGAAGGACUGUCACCACAGGCAGAAGAUGUUUUUGGAACGGUGGUGGUAUGGCACUGAACAUUUGGAAAAGCUCACGCUGCUUUGCUCUGCAGUCAUACGCUGCAUCACGGCCACGCAGGACACGCUUUCCUGUAAAGGUGACAUGGGAAGAACACCCGAGCGCUAUUCCAGCCACAAACAGCCUGCUGCUGUUGGGAGAGUCCUUGUAGCCGUAUAGUUUGCAGGCAAGCUGUGUGAGCACGCCGGCGUUUGUGAAAGGCUGCGAGUCGGCGGCCAGGAGCGCGUCCCGUCCCGGAGCAGUCCCGCCGCAGGCCGCAGGGUGGUGCUCGUGGCCAAGGCGGCGGCGAGCGGCUGCGAGCGGGGAGGCGGCCGAGCCCAGCGCAGCGCAGCGCAGCGCAGCCGGGAGGCGGCGGCGAGCGGUCGUCCGCGGCGUCCUCCGCAGCAGCCGCUGCCGGUCCCGGAGUGCCGCGCUGCGGGCCGCCAGCCGAGCUCGGCGAGAGGGAGAGAGGGAGGCCGCGAGGGAGGGCGCCCGCCCUUGGCGCCGCGCUGCUGCCGGGCGCCGCUUCCCGCGGAGGACUGCGGCAGACGGAGGGUGUCCGCCGCCCCGCCAUGGCGUCUGCAAGGCAAGUGCUUUGUCUGUGUGCUUUGCUGUGCGUGCCGCGCGUUCGCUGCGAGCCCAUCCGCUACUCCGUAGCCGAGGAGGGGGAGAGCGGCUCCGUGGUGGCCAACGUGGCGGAGGACGCGGGGCUGACGCCGGCGCAGCUGUCGGCUCGCCGGGCACGCAUUGCCUCCGCGGACGGCCGGCAGCAUUUUCGCUUAGAGCGCGCCACCGGCCGCCUCGUCCUGGCGGAGCGGCUCGAUCGCGAGGAGAUGUGCGGCCGCUCGCUUACCUGCACGCUCGCCUUCGAGCUCCUGCUGGAAAACCCGCUGCAGUUCUUUCGUGUCGAGGUGGCCGUGGAGGACGUCAACGACCACUCACCGGUCUUUCCCGGGAAACGAGUAACUUUUAAGAUCCCGGAAUCCAGCAACCCUGGAUUGCGUUUUCCCGUGGAGGCGGCUCAGGACCUGGACGUUGGCAGCAACAGUAUCCAGGCUUACACCAUCGCUCCCGAGAACGAGUACUUCAGUGUUUCCUCUGAGAAUCUGGCUGAAGGUAACAAGUAUAUAGAAUUGGUAUUGGAAAAGCCUCUCGACAGAGAGGAGCAGCCAGAGCUCCUUUUGAGUCUCAUUGCCACAGACGGUGGCUCUCCACCUAGGAGCGGGACUGCCCAAAUCCACAUCAUAGUUCUAGAUGCAAAUGACAAUGCUCCUACCUUCACACAGAAGCUUUACAUUGGUCGGAUAUUGGAAAAUGCCCCAGCAGGCUCUGUGGUUCUCAGUGUCGUGGCUAAUGAUCCAGACGUGGGACUGAAUGGUGACAUCUCCUAUACGUUCAGCCAAGCAGUCAGUGAGAGCCAAUUGCCUUUCACAAUUGAUGACACGAGUGGUGAAAUUCGUGUCACAAAGCCCCUGGAUUUUGAGACCACACAGAAAUAUGAGCUCAGUGUACAGGCAACUGAUGGUGGGGGUCUCUCAGGCAUGUGCAAUAUAGUCGUGGAGUUGGUGGAUAUGAAUGACAAUGCACCGGAGGUGGUGGUGAGUUCCUUCAGCAGCCCCCUCCCUGAGAACACGGAGCCUGGGACAUUGGUAGCCCUCUUUGCUGUGAGGGACAGGGAUUCUGGUGUGAAUGGGGAGAUCAUCUGUGGUCUUGCAGACCAGCUCUCCUUCUCCCUGAGGCCAGCCUAUAAGAAUUACUAUGAGUUAGUUACAGCAACCACGUUGGAUCGGGAGGAGACAUCUCAGUACCUUGUGGUCAUCACAGCGGCAGACACAGGCUCUCCUCCUCUCACCACUACCCAAACCUUCACAGUGGACAUCUCCGAUGUAAAUGACAAUGCCCCUGUCUUCAACCAGACAUCAUACACCAUGUAUGUGCGAGAGAACAAUAUCCCUGGAGUGCUUGUUGGGGCUGUCAGUGCAGCGGACUCAGAUGCAGGACCCAAUGCCAAGGUGACCUAUUCCCUGAGGCCUGUGCACCCCACUGAGCGGGACCCCUGCUCCUGCAUCUCCGUGAACUCAGAGAACGGACAUGUGUUUGUGCUGCGUCCACUGGACUAUGAGCAGGUGAGGCAGCUUGAGGUGCUGGUGAGUGCCACCGAUGCGGGGUCCCCUCCCCUCAGCACCAACGUCACCGUCCGCCUUCUUGUGGUGGACGAGAACGACAAUGCCCCACUGGUGUUGCACCCUGCUCAGGACAGCAGCCCGCCAUCCAGUGAGCUGGUGCCAGCGUCAGCUGAGGUGGGGGACCUGGUCACCAAAGUGGUGGCUGUUGAUGCGGACUCUGGUCAGAACUCGUGGCUUUCCUUCCACCUGCUGAGGGCCACAGACCCCGGGCUGUUUGCUGUGGGUAGCCAAAAUGGGGAGGUGCGUCUGAGGAGGCCAGUGACAGAGAGGGAUGCAGUGAAGCAGAAGCUCGAGGUGCUGGUGCGUGACAAUGGGCGGCCACCUCUGUCGGCCACUGCAGCACUGAACGUACUCCUCCUUAAUGGCCUCUCACAGGAACACCUGCCACAGCAGGAGCUGGCUGUGCAGGAUGAAGACAGCUCCCUGACAAUCUAUUUAAUCGUUUCACUGGUCUUUGUCUCCCUCCUCUUCCUCACAUCUGUCGCCGCCUUUGUUGCUUGCAAGGUGUGCAAGAGAAAGGAGCUGAAAGGAGGGCACAUGCUAUAUGGUACAGGAAACAUGCAGAGUAGUCUUGCUGCUGGGGCUGCUGCUGGGACCCUGCCCCACGCCUAUUGCUACGAGAUCAACCUUACCACGGGGUCGGGCAACAGCGAGUUCAAGUUCCUGAAGCCCAUCCUCCCCAGCCUGCCACCACAGCACUCUGGCACAGGCAGGGGUGUUGCUGACACAGAGGAUUUCCCACCCGUCCCGAACUCCAUGGGGGAUGCAGCCCUGGACAUCUCUGGUACACCAUCUGUUGGACACUUUAAUGGCCUUCCCUUUAACUAGGUCUGUGUCUACACAGUGGAAAGCUUAAUGCGUUGGAGCUGGAAGGUAUCUGGCUAAUGAUAUUCAGUCUUGUGUCCUGGGGAUUAAAUCUACAUUUGUAAUUGGCUUUACAAGUGACUUUCUAAUACUAAGUCAGAUGUAUGUUUUUCUUCACCCCACCAAAAAUAGUAGGAAUUAAAAAAUGUAAGAAAACCAAGGCUUUCUGCUCAUGCAAUGAUGUAUUUCAGUUCUGAUAAUGAGUUCUCCAAAGUGCUUUAUGAGCAAGGUUUGAUCCUGGCUCUCUUGCUAAAUGCUAGUCAUUUGGAAAAACCUUGGCAAUCACCCUUUGUUCUCGGGCAAUGAUAUACUUCAGGUGUGAUAUUGUUGCUUCAUUAGGAAGGUUUGAUUCAGGCUCCCAACCUAAGUGCUUGUUAAUAGGAAAAACCUUAACUUUCACCCUGUCUUAUUCUGUCCUGAAACAUAAUGUUGAGGUUGGGCAGAUGACAGUGCAGUAUAGCCCUUCUCCCUUGUCUGCAGGGAAGAAAGGUGUUAGCCCUGUGUAUCACUGCAGUGGAAGUGCUUCUCUCUUUCUUUGCUGAGUCCUGGAUCUCUCUGUGUGAGGCAUGUCAGCACCAUGUGUUUUUGCACUGUGUGGUCUUCCACCUCAGUUGGCUUGAACCAUGUAUUUUACUGGGUUCUGCCAUCUCUUCUUCUGCAGGGUACAGCAAAUACAUGCAGAGCCAGACUUUGCAGUGGUCCAUGUGCUUGGGAGUGACUCAAAACUAUAGCACGACUAAUGAUUCCAACAGACACUACUUAUACAUAGCUAUGACCCUGAUCAUUGUGUUUGGGUGGAUGGCAAGGCAUCUUGAUACAUUGCCUCAGAGGACAUUUGUCUACAAUGCAGAAGAAAGAUAGACUUUAAAACAGAAUAUCCUUUUUUCUGUUAUUGUUUUCAUUCUUGCUUGAAGGGGUUCCUCAAUGAAAGGGAAGUGCUACCAUGGUCUGCUCUUCCAGUUUUUUGUUAGAAUGCUUGCAUCUUCCUUUUUUUCCCUUUCUCCUUUGGCUGUGUAUUUAAGCAUUGUCGUACGAAUUCCCCUAAGAAGGACUGACAUCCAACAUAUAACAAUUGCUCGUUGGAAAGAAGGUGUUCUGGGACUGGAUACAUAAACACCCUUAUGUUCUGUUGUGCUGCAUUAUACACUGUAUCAUUUUUAAGCUGGUGUACACUUGUCUGUAAAAGUGAAAUGGAAUGAAUUCCCAAGUGCCAUUCUGGCAAUAAAAAGGAUGCUGUUGUCCUGGGUCA